This is a messenger RNA of Poecile atricapillus (Black-capped chickadee), 1017 nucleotides long. It is a transcript of the gene SLC25A40, whose product is annotated as solute carrier family 25 member 40. The record is from RefSeq and is a predicted model, not a curated record. The transcript has 10 exons. Bases 1 to 1017 code for a protein of 338 amino acids. Gene Ontology annotation, biological process: mitochondrial transmembrane transport. Lineage: Eukaryota; Metazoa; Chordata; Aves; Passeriformes; Paridae.
AUGGCUGAAAUGAGUAAUAUCAAUAUACAAAAACUUACCAUUGUUCAGCAAGCAAUAGCCUCUUGUUGUGGAGCUAUAAUUACAUCAUUAUUUGUAACUCCUCUUGAUGUUAUCAAAACUCGACUGCAAACCCAAAACAAUCCGUUCCAUAAAGGAAAGUGUUUUGUGUCCUCCAAUGGCCUUAUGGAUCAUGUAUAUGUUUGUGAAAAUGGGGACAGCAAAGCCAGGUAUAAAAAACCUGGGCAUUUCAAAGGGACAUUGGAUGCAUUUGUGAAAAUAAUUCGAAUAGAGGGAAUUAAGUCACUGUGGAGUGGACUUUCCCCAACACUAAUAAUGGCAGUUCCUACCACAGUAAUCUAUUUUACUUGCUAUGACCAGCUGUGUGAGGCUUUGAAAAAUAGACUAGGAAAGCAUGAUGAGCACAUUCCAGCUAUUGCAGGUUCCUUAAGCAGAUUCAAUUCUGCUACUGUGGUGAGUCCCCUGGAGCUGAUCAGAACUCAAAUGCAGUAUCGCAGGUUGUCCUACAAGCAGCUGUACCUGUUAAUCAGCACCAAAGUGGCUGUAGAUGGGUGGUCCUCCCUGUGGCAGGGCUGGACUUCUACUAUUCUGAGAGAUGUACCUUUCUCAGCAAUGUAUUGGUAUAAUUAUGAACGUUUCAAGAAGAUGAUGUGCAAGGAAGUUGGUGCAAGUGAACCUACAUUUUUUGUUUCUUUUACUUCAGGAGCAGCAUCUGGCUCUAUUGCAGCUGUCACAACUCAGCCAUUUGAUGUAGUGAAAACACAUAGGCAGACUCAACUUUGGGAGAGUGAGACCUUAAAAAUUCCACAGAGGGACAGUAAAGCAACCUGGGCAAUUAUGAGGAAAAUUGUCGCUAGAAAUGGGAUUUCUGGAUUAUUUGCUGGUAUUACGCCACGGCUGUUUAAAGUUGCUCCUGCUUGUGCCAUAAUGAUCAGCACAUAUGAAUAUGGAAAGUCUUUCUUUUCUCAUUUAAAUGAAAAACAGAAUCAACGUCCUUAA